This is a messenger RNA of Panicum virgatum (switchgrass), 1645 nucleotides long. RefSeq lists its product as uncharacterized. The transcript is spliced from 9 exons. The coding region runs from base 519 to 1367 and encodes 282 amino acids. Lineage: Eukaryota; Viridiplantae; Streptophyta; Magnoliopsida; Poales; Poaceae. Gene Ontology annotation, molecular function: SNAP receptor activity. Gene Ontology annotation, cellular component: endoplasmic reticulum; SNARE complex. Gene Ontology annotation, biological process: retrograde vesicle-mediated transport, Golgi to endoplasmic reticulum. The record is from RefSeq and is a predicted model, not a curated record.
CCGAGGCUCGACCGCUCGAGCCCCCGACCCCAAUCCCGCCCUCCGCUUCUCAUUCCUGCGCCGCCGCCCUCCUCCCUCACCGGAUCCGCGCCCAGCCGCCCUCCAGCAGGCGCCCAGGCGGCCGCGGCACCACGCGCCCGCGCCCCGAGACGCCCCAGGGCUCCCCAGCAACCGCCGCGCUUUGCUCCCUCCGGCCAUCCCCGUCCCAUUGCGGCCGCCGCUUCCCUCCACCGAGCUCGACGGCGGUCGGCGGCCCCUCAUCUCCCCUCCCUUCCCCGGCCUCCCCUACACCGCCGGGCGCCGGCACCACCGCUGCGGCCACCCGCACUGCGCCGCGCGUGCCUGCUGGGCGUUCACGGUUCACCCCUCCCCCGUCAUUUCUGCUUCUUUUCGCCGUUCCCUUCUCUCCCAGUCUCUCUCGGUCUUCCUUUCCUGGUGGCGGCGACUGGGCGAGAGGCGGCGCAAUUCGGUCUUCGCCGGGCCAUUUGCCGGCGACGAGCGCCCACGAGAUAUUAAGGAUGGAUGAAGUUACACAAGCUGUUGAAAAUCUGAAGAAAGAAUGGAGCCAAGCGGUUUCACAGCUUGAGGAGAGCAUUGCUACAAUCAAAUCAUGUGGAAAAACAGGGAAAGGGACAGAGGAAGCAAAUUCUCUUCCACGGUUGAAUGGUUCUGCGCAGGAUGCUCUGCAAUUGCUCAAGUCACUGCAGUUUCGGCUUGAUCUUCUAGCGCAGCAGCUACCUACUUUUGAAGAAGUGCAGUCUGGCCAAGCAACCUUAGAGUCAUGGGAUGAACAAUACAAGAAGCUGCGUGCUAGUCUGAGGAAUGCUAACUUACAAGCUAAAGAGAACAUUAGAAAAGCUGCUCAAGAGGAGAGGGAGCUUCUUCUUGGGGGUGGAGAAGAGUCUACUAUCCGCAGGCGUAAUCUUCAGACAAAGGCUGGGAUGACAUCUGCUGCUGAAAGUAUCACUGAGAGCCUCCGACGGUCUCGCCAGAUGAUGGUUCAGGAAGUGGAAAGAAGUGCAAGUACCUUGGCAACGUUUGAUGAAUCAACAAGUGUUCUCCGGAAGGCUGAAGGUGAAUAUCAAGGACACCGCUCUUUGCUGAUGCGUACCCGUGGUUUGCUCUCCACGAUGCAACGGCAAGAUGUUCUUGAUAGGGUCAUCCUGACUGCCGGCUUUAUCAUUUUCUCCUUGGCGGUUCUCUAUGUUGUUUCAAGACGUAUUGGUCUGUUGACGCUGCAAAGGAAGCUGGCUGAUGCCGUCAGAUCAGGUUCAUUAUCAGCUGAGGACAUCGUAGCAAAAGCCCAGCCUGGACCUGCUGCAACCAAUGUUCCAGCUCCCGCUCCUCCCAUUUAUGAUGAACUGUGAUUCACUUUUGACCAUGGUUUUAUACAUUGUAUCCAGAUUCCAGAAGCAACUGUUAAGAUGUACGCUGGCGAGUUUGGGAAGGUACGCUCCACUGGCGGAAUGAAUUAGAUGUCCCACUGCAGUGUGGAAAAGUCUUCUUCUGAAUGAAGUUUAGUGCACUGACUUAAUUUUUUUUGGACAUUUAUUUAUACCACCAGCACCAAUAUGGUUCAGAUAGUAGUUUGAUUCAGAUGUAUAAUUAUCCCAUCCCUCUAUCCAAGUUGGAUUUUGGUGGUCUA